AUGCCUGAACACCCAUGCACUGCCUUUACCUUUGAUUAUCUCAACACGUUUCACCUCCUUACACUGCAGGGCAAGAUCAAUUUGUAUGAUUAUUACAAAGCAAUCCUAUGGAAGACAGACAAUGUGGCACUACAGAAACAAGUGUAUCACUGGAACAAGGCCUCAAUGGUGAUUUAUCAGUGGCAGCAUCUGAAGAUGCUCAAGAAGGCUGGAAGAGGGCACGAUCUCACUGGUAUUGAAGCCACAAAGAUGGCUGAGAAACUGAGUCCGAAGAGACCAGAUGGGCGAAUUGAUCCUGAGCUAGGCUCUGGCUGGGCGUAUUUUGUCAUGAAGAAUGCAUAUCAGGAUUAUCUGAAAAUGUGUAAGGAUCAGCGCAAGAUCACGAUGUGCAAGUUGGAACUCAAUGCUGUCAAGCAGGCCUACAGUAAAGGGACAAACAGCAGCCUCAGCAUGACCGGCAUCCUAGGUAAGGGGGAGAGGUACUGCAAUGUCGACUACACCAUAUUGUCAGUGCUCAAAGCCAGCUGCAAGACACAAGAGCAGAAAGCUGUGCCCGACCUCAAUUUUUCUCAUGACAUUGUGUGCAACUGGUAUAAGAAUUUCUACAAGUGGCUCAAUGAUAUGCCCAAUGAUAUGCAGAUCCUGGAUGAUGUCGAUACACAUGCCAUGAUUCCUAAAGCCCAUACUGAAGGCCACAGAGCAAAGUGUUGA
Sparassis crispa is the source of this 711-nucleotide messenger RNA. RefSeq lists its product as hypothetical. The record is from RefSeq and is a predicted model, not a curated record. Bases 1 to 711 code for a protein of 236 amino acids. NCBI's taxonomy places the organism in Eukaryota, Fungi, Basidiomycota, Agaricomycetes, Polyporales, Sparassidaceae. The transcript has 8 exons.